AUGUCUUGGCAAGCCAGCAUUGCUACAAAUAACACUUCACUGGCCACAUUUGCCAUGAACUCUAGUAACCCCGUCAGGACCUACUCCACGCUGGUAGUAGUGGGCUUCUCUACACUAGCGGGCAUCUUCAGUCUGGUGGGCACCGUGGGCAAUGGACUGGUCAUCCUGGCCUACUGUAGUUACCGCAAAGUCCGGACUAGCGCAAACACCUUCAUCCUGAGCAUCAGCAUCAGUGACAUCCUGCUGACCGGUGUCCAGUACCCCACCAGGAUGGCCGCCAUGAUCACCGGGGCCCCGCCUCUCGGAGACGCCGUGUGUCAGAUCCUCGGCGCCCUGACGUUCUUCAGCGUCUACGUCUCCUUCUUCUCCGUCGUCUUGAUCGCUCUGAGUCGCUACGUGCGGAUCACCAAGUCCUUAGACACCUACAAGAAGCUGUUUCGACCUUCCAAGUCCUUCUUGUGGGUAUCUCUAUCCUGGGUUGUGAGCGGGCUGCUGGUUGCGCCCGGAUUUCUAGGCUAUGGUAAAUUCGGCUGGAAUACCCGAAACAGGCAAUGUGGUCUGGUCUAUCCACACCCGUACCAGCCGCACUACUUCUCCAACGUUUUUGGUGUAACUUGUUGGGUUACCCUUUGCCUUGCGGUCGCCAUUUUUCUGAAAAUCUACUUCGACGUGAAGAACUCUGUGAUGACACUGGUCGAGGCUAACCCUAACGAAUACCAGGACCAGCAUGUACCAAAGAGGCUGAUCAAACAAACAAAACACAUGUUCAUCUUCUUCUGUGCAUUAGCAAUUAGUGUUUCGCCACAUGCACUGUUGACCAGUAUAGAUGUACAUGCGAAGUUCAUGCCGACUGCGUUAAGAAUCAUGGUAAUCCUACUUUUUGGUCUAAACCAUGUCGUGAAUCCAUUUCUGUACGCCUGGAAAUUGACCAUAUUCAAGCGUGCCUUUAGUGCUCUCUUUCACUGCAAGCGCCGCCUGCCGUCUCAGCCUAGAGCUGCAGUGAACAGGCAUUAG
Branchiostoma belcheri (Belcher's lancelet) is the source of this 1014-nucleotide messenger RNA. RefSeq names its product melatonin-related receptor-like. Lineage: Eukaryota; Metazoa; Chordata; Leptocardii; Amphioxiformes; Branchiostomatidae. The coding region runs from base 1 to 1014 and encodes 337 amino acids. The transcript is spliced from 3 exons. Gene Ontology annotation, molecular function: G protein-coupled receptor activity. Gene Ontology annotation, cellular component: membrane. Gene Ontology annotation, biological process: G protein-coupled receptor signaling pathway. The record is from RefSeq and is a predicted model, not a curated record.